Messenger RNA from Ostertagia ostertagi, 637 nucleotides. Lineage: Eukaryota; Metazoa; Nematoda; Chromadorea; Rhabditida; Trichostrongylidae. The record is from the annotation of a GenBank genome assembly.
AUGUCUGGAAGACAGGAAAGAUGCCACUUGUCUACCUGGAUCUGUCUUUUCGCUUGUAUUUUCUCCGUCCUUGGUGAUGAGCCUUAUAUCCCUACGAUUCCACCAAUCCCAGUUGUCGCUCGGACACCGAAGCCAAACGACAAGCUACAUCUUGUUCAAGUAGUCUGGCGCCAUGGAGAUCGUGCCCCAGUGAUGACCUAUCCAACUGACGUUCAUCAAGAGGAUGCGUGGCCCAAUGGAUGGGGCGAGCUUACUGAGGUAAACAUUCCGCAAGAUUUAUUCAAAACAAGAUGGGAAUGCGUCAACAGUAACGCGUUGGGGAAUGUUCUAGAAAGCGCCUACAAUAGGGUAACGUCGUUCUCUACAUCCUCUUUGGCAGGAUACUUCGAUCUCGGCAUGUGUAAUCGGACGCUCAUUUCUGCUUAUUCCAACAUAGCCGGAAUGUUCUCUGGUGGAGAAGCUGGGAAGGAUUUCCCUAAUGAAACGAACUGGCCUAGCGGUUGGACUCCAGUUCCAGUGCACACUCUCCCAACUGACGAAGAUCAUGCUGGCAACGUCUUCGCUCCAUGUCCUCGAGCUGUACAGCUGGAUGAUGAAUUACGGAAUAGUAAAGAAUUCAAACAAAUUGCUGAAGACA